CAAUAGCCAUGCGCCAGCGAGCUGCGCUGUUGUGGGCGCCUGUGCGCGGUAUGUGAGCCACUGCUGAGCAGCGUCAUGACGGUGAGGUGACUUUCGGCGGAAGUUUCGGGUCAACAAAGUGUGAGAGGAGCGGCGGCGGCGGCGGCGACGCUUCCUCCUUCUCUCUGACGGCUGUGUGUGGGACAGGACCGGAGGACUGCCAUGUAGCCGAGGCAGAAGAAUGAGCCGUCAGCGCACCGGAGGAGAAGGAGCAGGGACAGACGACUACACGGUGCAGCAGGAGAACGAGCUCGAGGCUCUUGCGUCUAUCUUCGGAGAUGAUUUCCAGGAUCUGCGGAACAAGGACCCGUGGAAGGUCAAAAGGCCUCCAGAGGUGCACCUCUGUCUGCGGCCCAACGGGCUGAACAACGGACAGGAAUGCUACGUGACUGUGGACUUGCAGGUCAAAUGCCCACCGACAUACCCAGACGCGCCUCCAGAGCUGGAGCUUAAUAAUGCCAAAGGUCUGUCGAAUGAAAACCUCCAGAACCUUCAGAGUGAACUCGCUAAGUUGGCGGCUGCACGAUGUGGGGAGGUGAUGAUUUACGAGCUAGCAGACUAUACCCAGGGCUUUCUGAGCCAGCACAACAAGCCCCCGUCGAGCUCCUUCCAUGAGGAGAUGCUGAAGAACCAGCGGAGACGGCAGGAGAAACGGGCCCAGGUGGAGCAGCAGAAGAUGGACAAGCAGCGCAAGCAGGAGGAGGACAUGGAAAAAGAGAUCAUGGCUGAAAUCCAAAGAAGAGAGGAGGAGAAACGAGAAGAAAAAAGAAGAAAGGAAAUUGCCAAACAGGAGCGACUUGAGAGCAUGGAUCAGCCAGUCCCUGCUAACGCCUCCCCUCUCGGGAGGAGCCCACCCAGCUCCGGUGGAGCUCCUCCUGAACUGAUGGAGGUCAAGAAAGCUGCGGUGAGCCGCCGCCGAACGGCCUCGAAUCCACGCCACAGACGUGACACGGUUAAUGAAGACAACCCUCGUUCACAAGAGCUUCUUCACUUCUACAGCAGCACUUUUGGAGAGCUUGUUGUCCACAGAGGGAAAAGCUUAGGUGUAGGCGAGAGGUUCCGCCGCAGCGUUUAUUAUGGAUUUGAGGAAAACUCUGGAGACUUUGCUGUGAUCUACGAGUGGUCCCUACACUGGAACAAGAAGAUGGGCAAGUUCUUCACCAGCCAGGAGAUGGGGAGGAUUGAGAACUGCAAGAAGCAGAUCAACGGGGCAGAAAAUGAGUUCAACUCCCUCCUGCGGCUGGAUCACCCAAACUUGGUGCGCUACAUGGCGAUGAGCUCCACUGAGAAGGAUGACUGCCUUGUGGUUAACCUGCUGGUUGAGCAUGUGGCCGGCAUCAACUUGACCCACAGCCUCAAGGCCCACACCCCGGUCCCUCUGGAUAAACUCUGCCACUACACGGCCCAGCUGCUGGCUGCUCUCGACUACCUUCACUCCAACUCCGUGGUGCACAAACAGCUGGGGGCCUCCAGCGUGCUGGUGGACUCUGAGGGCAAUGUCCGACUGACCGAUUACAGCUUAUCCAAGAGGUUUGCAGAUAUAUGCAAAGAAGACGUUUUUGAGCAAGCCCACGUGCGUUUCUCAGAGGACACGGCGAUGCCAACGAAGAUGGGCAAGAAAGGUGACGUGUGGAACUUGGGCCUGAUGCUCCUGGCUCUGAGUCAGGGGAAGGAGGUGCAGGAGUAUCCAGUGACGGUGCCACCCAGCCUGCCUGCGUCCUUCCAGGAUUUCCUCCAAAAGUGUGUGUGCCUGAAUGAUGCUGAACGCUGGACAGCCCAGCAGCUUUUAGACCACUCCUUCCUGAAGCCUCCAUCGCCUAAAAACCUGCCACAGCGCCGGGAUUCCAGCACAGACGAUCCUGCCGUGGACUCUCCAUCAUCUGUCAUCCCACCGAGCCACAUCCUCAACGCUCCGUUCAGCUUCGGGGUGGAGAGGCAGUUUUCGCGCUACUUCAAUGAGUUUGAAGAACUCCAGCUUCUUGGAAAGGGAGCUUUUGGUGCUGUUAUUAAGGUUCAGAAUAACCUGGACGGCUGCUACUACGCUGUGAAGCGCAUCCAGGUCAACCCGGCCAGCAAACAGUUCAGACGGAUCAAAGGCGAGGUGACGCUGCUCUCGCGCCUCAACCACGAGAAUAUCGUCCGCUACUACAAUGCGUGGAUCGAGCGGCACGAGAAGCCCUCGUCAGGGGUGCUGAGCAACACCGACAGCUCUGAGGCCUGGAGCGCUGCCGACAAGCCCCCUCAGUGCGAAGAGCCUCCGCAGCGCAUCAACGAGCUGGGCCUCGCUGAUAACGCGGAAGACGCCGCGCCGCCUCCGUCCCUGUCGAGCUCUGUGGAGUGGUCCACCUCCAUCGAGAGGUCAUCCAGCGCCAAAUGUAGCAGGCACCAGUCGAGUGAUGAAGAGGAUGAAGAUGACGAAGAUGUGUUUGGUGCCUCUUUUUUGCCAUCAGAUAGUGACUCAAGUGGCGACAUCAUCUUUGACAACGGCGAUGGAAGCACAAAUGAGAUGUCACAGGUCGAGCCAAGCAAAAUGCCGGUGAUGGACACAACGGAGAGCACAGACUCGGAUCGACCCCUUCUAAUAGCACAUUACUUGUACAUACAAAUGGAAUACUGUGAAAAGAGCACUUUAAGGGACACAAUAGAUCACGGCCUGCACCAGGACCAGAAUCGUUUAUGGAGACUCUUCAGAGAGAUACUGGAUGGCCUUGCUUACAUCCACGAGCAGGGCAUGAUUCACAGGGACUUGAAGCCUGUCAACAUCUUCCUUGACUCGCAGGACCACGUGAAGAUUGGGGACUUUGGCCUGGCUACAGACCAUCCUGCUAAUGUGGCUGCAGGUAAAUUUGAAGUGGAGGAGAGCAGCUCAGCAGUGAUGCCCAAACCAGACCCAACAGGAAACAUGACGGGCAUGGUUGGUACUGCGCUCUACGUCAGUCCGGAGGUUCAAGGCAACACCAAAGCCACCUACAACCAAAAAGUUGACCUGUUUAGCCUGGGCAUCAUCCUGUUUGAGAUGUCCUACCGGCCCAUGACCACGGGUGCCGAGCGCAUCUCUGUCCUGAGCCAGCUACGUGUGGAGCCCAUGACCUUCCCCGAGGACUUUACUCCGUACGAGCAAGGAAAACAGAGGAAAGUGAUGGAGUGGCUGUUGAACCACGACCCGGCUCUACGGCCCACCGCCCAGGAGCUGCUGAAGAGUGAACUGCUGCCCCCACCACAGAUGGAGGAGUCAGAGCUGCACGAGGUGCUGCAGCACACCAUGGCCAAUAUCAACGGCAAGGCCUACCGCACCAUGGUUGGCCAGCUGUUCGCCCAGAACACCUCUCCGGUCAUGGAUUACACCUACGACAUAGACCUACACAAGGGCAGCUUCAGCUUGAACAGUGCCAAAUUGCAGCAGCAUGUGUAUGAAACGAUCACCAGGAUCUUCAAGAAGCAUGGUGCGGUGCGUCUCCAGACACCGCUGCUCCUCCCAAGAAACAGGAAGUUGUAUGAUGGCAGCGAGCCGGCCUGCUUCAUGGACCACAGCGGAAUGCUGGUUACACUGCCCUAUGACCUUCGAAUGGCGUUUUCAAGAUUCGUCGCUCGCAAUAAUAUCACUUAUCUGAAGAGGUACAGCAUCGAGCGUGUAUUCCGCCCCAGGAAGCUGGAUCGCGCGCACCCAAGGGAGCUCCUGGAGUGUGCUUUUGACAUCAUCACACCCGUAACUAACAGCCUGCUCCCGGAUGCCGAGACCAUUUACACCAUCUCUGAAAUAGUCCAGGAAUUUGCCGUGCUCCAGGAAAGGAACUAUAACAUUUACCUGAACCACACCAGCUUGUUCAAGGCCAUCCUGCUCCACAGCGGAGUCCCUGAGGACAAAUUGAGCCAGGCCUCCACGAUACUGUGUGACGCCAUGAGUGAAAAGCUGACCAAACGUGAGUUGGAGGCAAAGUUCUGCAACUUUUCACUGUCGACCACCAGCUUGCAGACGUUGUACAAGUACAUAGAACAGAAGGGGAAUCUGCAGGACCUGGCGCCACUGCUGACAUCACUCACCAAACAGAAGACCGCUGCCACCCUGUUGGCCAAGCAGGGCCUCAAGGACCUGGAGGAGCUCACAAUGCUGCUGCGCAGACUAGGAGUUAAACUGCAGGUGGUGGUCAACUUAGGCUUAGUGUACAAGGUGCAGCAUCACUCUGGGGUCAUCUUCCAGUUUGUGGCUUUCAUCAGGAAACGCAAGCGAAUUGUUCCAGAUAUAGUGGCUGCUGGAGGACGCUAUGACCACUUGAUCCUGGAGUUUCGAGGGCCAGCUUCCACAGUGCCGGUGCCCUCUGCAGUCGGGGCCAGUGUGGCCCUGGACAAAGUCUGUGCUGCUAUAGCCAACAUGGAGGAGCCACCAUCAGUGAGCUCCUGUGAUGCGCUCGUGGUCCCAGUAGGACAUUCUUCAAUGUCCAGAGCCAUCAAUGUUGUCCAGAAGCUGUGGAGCUCCGGUGUUUCUGCGGACAUCGCCUACGAUGUCUUACAGUCUCAGGAGACGUUGAUGGAGCACUGCAGGCUGGCUGGCAUCAUCUGCAUGGCCCUGGUCUCUGACAAGGAGGGGAACUAUGUGAAGGUCAAAUCAUUUGAGAAGGACAGGCAGUCAGAGAAACGGAUUCCGGAGUCAGACUUGGUGGACCACAUCAUUCAGAAAUGUCGGACCAAAUACUUUGAGGAAAGAAACAUCAGAGAAAUCUCUGAAAGCACGUCUCAGAACCCAAAAGGAUCACUGCUCAACACCACAGGCUCUUCCGAACAGCAUGGGAGCAGCAGCACCACGAACAUUAAUGUGAAUGUCAUCAGCCCGGAAAAAGUUUCUUCUAAUGCUAGACGACGCUACGAGACUCAGAUCCAAACCAGAUUGCAAAAUCUCUGUACCAAUUUGCAGAACAAGAGCAAUGACAUUGAAGUUCUGGCGGUGGACCUGCUGAAGGAAACGCUGGUCAACUUCCUGACCCUGGAGUUUGAUAGCGAAGAGCAGUUCAACAGCAGUGUGAAGACUCUGCUGCAUCGUCUCCCCAAGCAGCGCUACCUGAAGUCCAUCUGCGAUGAGAUCCACCAGUUCAAAAUUACAAAAAAGGUGGCUGUGGUGGUCUUGUACAGCUACAAGGACGACUACUACAAGAUCCUUCUCUGAAAAGGAGGAGGCCCAGUGGUCUCUCAGGAACUAUUUUUAUUCAUGGACCUACAGAAACUCUUUUUUCCCCCACAACCUUCCAAGGCGUUGACUAGAAGACUACCUGCCUUUAUUGUCAUAAUGGAACUAUUGGGAGGUGAAAAAUGAAAAGGCUUUUUACUGAAGAUUAUGUGUCACGAAGGCAAUCAUUUUACAGUUCUUAUGGGAUGGAUAGUUGUAAUAAAUAAUUUUUUCCCACA
Molecule: messenger RNA, 5436 nt
Organism: Cyclopterus lumpus (lumpfish)
Lineage: Eukaryota; Metazoa; Chordata; Actinopteri; Perciformes; Cyclopteridae
Gene: eif2ak4
Product: eukaryotic translation initiation factor 2 alpha kinase 4
Exons: 39
Coding region: 221-5197 (1658 amino acids)
Biological process (GO): DNA damage checkpoint signaling; regulation of translational initiation by eIF2 alpha phosphorylation
Cellular component (GO): cytosol
Molecular function (GO): eukaryotic translation initiation factor 2alpha kinase activity; ATP binding; protein binding
Source: RefSeq, a predicted model, not a curated record